Messenger RNA from Iphiclides podalirius (scarce swallowtail), 1221 nucleotides. NCBI's taxonomy places the organism in Eukaryota, Metazoa, Arthropoda, Insecta, Lepidoptera, Papilionidae. The record is from the annotation of a GenBank genome assembly.
AUGGACCAAGAGACGGCAAAGAAGCUUCUCGUUGAAGGGGGAACGUUUGUCUUCUUGGGAGUCCCUCAAGAGACACAAUUUGGUAUUGACAUGCAAUGUUGGAAUACGGAGGAAGAUUUUCGCGGAAUUAAGAUGAUACCACCAGGGCUACACUACGUACAUUAUUCCGCCGUUAGCAAAGGCACAGGCGACGUUUCACCCAGGUCAGGAUUCAUGCAAUAUUUUCAUAAAAAAGAUUUCAUCGUAAAAAUGUGGGAUAAAAAAACAGAAGAUAUCAGCAAGGAAGAAAUUAGUGAAGAGAGUAUUCAGCGGCUUAAAGACAACUUGUUCAACUUAGACCGACACUUGGCUCCUUAUCCUUAUGAAAUUUGGCAAAAGUGGAGGCUUUUAACAUCACAGAUAACAGCUGAGCUAGCUGCAAAGUUGUCUCCGGAAAAUGGUUUGAUCAGAGCAUCAGUAGAGUUGCUCUCUAUGACUGAUGCAGAAAGACCAAGGGGUGUUAAGUCUUCUGAAGGUUCUAUGGAUUCAGAGGAGGUUGUUGAAGAAUCAUCCACUAAAGUGGGAGAUACUGAGGAGGAAUCUUCUUCAGGACAGUCUGAUGCGAAAAGAGCAAAAAGAAUAACUAGGGAAGAGAAGGAAGAGGCCAUGCUGCCAGAUUUAAAGCCAGCUCCUGGUACAGCUAUGCGAUUCACAGAAAUUCCUCGAGACAAGUAUCCCCCUGGUUCAACACCGGAAGAAAUCACAAAGCAUUACCUGGAUCAGUCUUACACUUUGGAAAUCAUGAUUGCACAGCAUGAUGAGCCACUCCACAUCAUAGGAGAGCUGCAAUUUGCAUAUUUGUGCUUUCUCAUUGGCCAUUCUUUAGAAGCAUUUGAGCACUGGAAGAACCUUGUGAUAUUGAUCUGCUCUUGCGAUGACGCUAUCCACAAAUACAGGAGUGUUUUCUUCCAUUUCAUCAGGACCAUUGAGAUUCAAAUCGAAGAGAUGCCGGAGGAUUUCUUAGCAGACAUUGUUAUGAAUAAGAACCUAGUUUAUAAAAAGUUGCGCGAGUUCUUUCGCACUGCAUAUGUCAGCAAAGUUGAUGGCAGAUUAUUGACUAUGAUUGAGAGAUUUAAGGAAAAUUUGACAGAUAAACUACAAUGGGAUUUCACUGGAUUGGACGCUGAUGAAGAAGAUGAAAGACCAGUUAUUGUAAAACUGGAUGAAGCUGAGGGAAAUGAA